AUGUUCUAGACUCGCUAACAAAAUCCUAAUAUCUUGCAAUAACCUCUAAGGGAGCACCAAUCACUUAAAAUAGAAGCAAAGACAUGGAUUAGAGAUUCUCAUGGUCUAUAUGAUUACGAAUCCUCCUAACUUAAUGUUCAGAAUCUGAAAGUAACAGGGCAAUAGGUUCCAACUGCUUAAAUUGAAAAAAGCAAUGACCCAUAAAUUAAAUAAGAUGUCUUGAUGAAAGGGGGUUAUAAGAAUGGGAAGUACUACAUUUUUCACUAGAAAUCGCUCACUGAUGAUAGUUUUGAUGAUGCAUCACAGAUGGUCUGGUUUAUCAUUAAAUAUCUAGAUUUAAGGGCAAUGAAAUUUUCAAGCAGGAAAGUCAUUGAUGAAAAACAUUUGAGUCGAUACCCUUUGUCUCAAGGUGAAAUUAUUAAGUUCGGCAGAGUAGCAUAUAAGAUCUCAAAAAUUUAUAAACCAAAUAAGAAUUCCAAUGUAAAUAGCAACUAAAAGCAUAGUACUUCAGUAUAAGGAGGACUUGAUGUCACUCAGACUGAAGGAGAUAAUUAUCAAACAAGGAACUAUGAGAACUGGGAUGAUGACAAUAAUUCCAAAGCACCACCUGAUUUGCGCCCUGUUAAUUUUAAAGAGGCUACAGAUGGCGAUAAACUAAACCUCAAAGAGUUAAAACGUCCUCAAACUGCUUAAAUGUGUAGAAUUUGCUUGAGUGAAGAUGAAAUUGAAUAAGGCAAUCCGCUUGUAAGUCCAUGUAAGUGUUCUGGAAGUAUGAGUAUGAUUCAUGUUAAGUGUAUAAAUGAAUGGCUUAAUAAUAAGAGAGAAACAAGAGUUUCAGCAACAACUUCAUCUUAUUAAUGGACCAUAAUUGAAUGUGAGCUAUGCAUGCAAAAGUUUCCUGAUACUGUUGUUGCAUCAAAUGGAAAAGUAUAUAAGAUAUUUGAUUUUGAAGAGCCGACAAAUGAAGAUAAUCCAUACAUUAUAUUUCAAAGUGUUUUUUAAAGUAAAAAAGUUAAAACUUUUCAUGUUGUUUACACUUCUAAAAGGAAAAUUACUAAAGUAGGGAGAGCUUAUGAGACAGAUAUGCGAGUGCCAGAUAUUUCUGUUUCUAGACUUCAUUCUCAAAUAGUGUAUAAGAAUGAUCAAUUUUACCUAGAAGACUUAGAAUCUAAAUUUGGGACUUUGCUACUUUUACACAAGCCCUUCUAAUUUGAUGAUGCCCUUAAAAAUAUAAGAGUUUAAGUUGGCAGGACUAUAAUUAAAGUUGAGAAUAUAAGAUAGACUUAAUCUAAGGAGGAGGAAAAAAAUUGCUUUAAAAAAAUCUUUAUUGAUUAGAACCAGCAAGUAAAUGAAUACAUUGCAAAAGACAAAGAAUUUUUCCCCAAAGAAAUAAAUAAGCUGAUAGAAUUAGAGGAAAUAGAAAAAGAGCAGAAUGCUCAUGAUAAAAUAAAGAUUGAACUUGUGAAGGAAGAUUUUGGGACUAUUUAAUAGUUCAGCAAUCCUUACUAACUCACAGCAAGAUAAGCUUUAUUAACAUCAAAUGAUUUCGAGACCGCCAGAUAUUCUGAUACCUAGACAAAUUUAGCUCAAUAACUAUCAAUUAGUAUGAAAUUAAAUCUGUUCAUAAUUGAUUUAGCUAAUUAAGUUUCAGCUGAUAAUAUGAUUCGAAAUAAUUAUUAGAGACGAAGACUCGGACCAGAUGCUCCUUUAAGAUAACGAGAAGAGUAAAAGAGGAAUUAUCCCCAUAUGAAUAUCCUAGAUAACUAUCGCUCAUCAAUUGCAGGAGGGGGUUAUGAAUAAGCAACUCAACAUUAAGUGCUAGGCCCAGGUUAGAGCUUUAUUUCUCAGCCAAACAUGCUAUCAUCAAAUGCACACUAAGACGAUGACGAUCCCUAAGUUGAGGAGAUAAUUAACAGAGCACUUCUAAAAAGCAGGAAUACUAUUAAUGAAACUAGCAUGUCAUUUAAUGAGAGAUUACGCAAGCAGCAUGAUAUGGAAAUGCAAGAAAACUAUGUUAUCAAGAGUAAUAGCAAUUCACCAAAGGUUAAAAUAAAUAAGCCAGACUAGCAGCAGACAAGCACUAAUGAAAAAUAGCAAACAUCCCAUAUUGCGAUGAUUGCUUAGAAAAUCUAUAGCUACAACAAUCACUAAAAAGCUAAUAGAAGAAGAUAAAAACAGGAAGGAGUAGGCGAAAAUUCAUUAGAAAAAGAAAAUACUUAGAUCUCGUGUAAACUAACUAGUUUAGAAAGCUACAAGAGAAGAAUAAUAAUGCAAGAUUCACGGGAAGCAUCAGUGCGAGUAUAAGAUGAAAAUAGACUUAAUUGGAAAAUCAAGGCUUAGCUGAAAUAAUAGGUUAGAUCCAUAUCAAUCUGA
Molecule: messenger RNA, 2373 nt
Organism: Stylonychia lemnae
Lineage: Eukaryota; Ciliophora; Spirotrichea; Sporadotrichida; Oxytrichidae
Source: the annotation of a GenBank genome assembly